Molecule: messenger RNA, 4595 nt
Organism: Rana temporaria (common frog)
Lineage: Eukaryota; Metazoa; Chordata; Amphibia; Anura; Ranidae
Gene: ABCB7
Product: ATP binding cassette subfamily B member 7
Exons: 16
Coding region: 90-2327 (745 amino acids)
Biological process (GO): transmembrane transport; intracellular iron ion homeostasis
Cellular component (GO): mitochondrial inner membrane
Molecular function (GO): ABC-type transporter activity; ATP binding; ATP hydrolysis activity
Source: RefSeq, a predicted model, not a curated record
CACAGCGGGGAGGGGCUGUCUGGCCUCGUUACUCUAUGGUGUGGGAGGACUAGGAGCUUUCCAGUCCUUCAGACCCCGUGACCCCGGACAUGGCGCUGCUCAUGGUGCUCAAUGUUCCCCGCAGGAGACCGGGGUUACUGUGGCAGCUCAGGAGGCCUCUCAGCUGCUACUAUCAAGGAGAACGGAGGUGGAAGUCCAGCAGUUCCCGGGCAAAGGGGGAGCAGAGCCAGGUGCUGCACACACUUCCAAGGCAGACCGUUUGCCGCAUUUGGGGGAGAGACAAUUCAAGACACUUGUUAGAGGCUGCAAAGGUACUAUCGGGAUGGCCUUCUACCCAUAUAAGAUCAUGCUGGCAUGGGACUGCAGGAGGUGGACUUCACACAGAUCCCAAAGAAGGGCUGAAGGAGGUGGAUUCAAGGAAAAUCUUAAAAGCUAUGUUUUCUUAUGUGUGGCCCAAAGACCGGCCUGAUUUACGAGCAAGAGUUGCUAUAUCCCUUGGGCUUUUAGCUGGUGCAAAGGGUAUGAAUAUUAUGGUGCCGUUCAUGUUUAAAUAUGCAGUUGACAAUUUGAAUGAGGUAUCUGGGAACAUACUGAAUCUAGCAGAUGCACCAAAUACUGUGGCAACUAUAGCAACAUCUGUUUUGAUUGGAUAUGGUGUGGCUAGAGCCAGCUCUGCUCUUUUUAAUGAACUGAGAAAUGCCGUGUUUGGAAAGGUGGCACAGAGUUCCAUCAGGAGGAUUGCAAAAAAUGUAUUUUUACAUCUGCAUAAUCUGGACCUUGGUUUCCACCUGAGCAGACAGACGGGAGCUCUCUCUAAAGCCAUCGAUCGGGGUACAAGAGGCAUCAGCUUUGUGCUCAGUGCCCUGGUGUUUAAUCUGGGGCCCACAAUGUUUGAGGUUUUCCUUGUUAGCAGCAUAUUGUAUUACAAAUGUGGAGUCCAAUUUGCAGUUGCAACUUUAGGAACGCUUGGAGCUUAUACAGCAUUCACCAUUGGAGUCACACAGUGGAGGACGAAGUUCAGAAUAGAAAUGAACAAGGCUGAUAAUGAAGCUGGAAAUGCUGCUAUAGAUUCACUUCUAAAUUAUGAAACUGUUAAGUACUUUAACAAUGAGAAAUAUGAAGCGGAGAGGUAUGAUGGCUAUUUGAAAAUAUAUGAAAAUUCUUCUCUGAAGACUACCUCAACACUUGCCAUGCUGAACUUUGGACAAAGUGCAAUAUUUAGUGUGGGCCUCACAGCUAUCAUGGUGCUUGCAAGCAAAGGAAUCCUUGCAGGAAACCUAACUAUCGGGGAUCUGGUUAUGGUAAACGGGCUGCUGUUCCAGCUUUCCAUGCCCUUGAACUUCUUGGGAACAGUCUACAGAGAGACAAGACAAGCUCUAAUUGAUAUGAACACACUUUUCACUCUUCUGAGUAUAGACACAAAAAUUAAGAAUAAAGAUUUGGCUCCCUCAAUAGUGGUCACUCCUCAGACUGCAAAUAUUACCUUUGAUGAUGUCUACUUUGAAUAUUUGGAGGGACAGAAAGUCCUAAAUGGUGUGUCUUUUGAAGUUCCUGCUGGAAAGAAAAUAGCAAUUGUUGGUGGCAGUGGCUCAGGCAAGAGCACCCUGAUCCGACUUUUGUUCCGGUUUUAUGAGCCUCAGAAGGGAAACAUAUAUGUGGCUGGUCAGAACAUUCAGGAUGUCAGUCUGGAGAGUCUGAGAAAAGCCAUUGGCGUUGUUCCUCAGGAUGCUGUACUUUUCCAUAACACACUUUAUUAUAACCUGAUGUAUGGAAAUAUCAAUGCCUCACCUGAAGAAGUGUAUCAAGUAGCCAAGUUGGCAGGAUUACACGAUGCCAUUCUCCGGAUGCCUCAUGGUUACAAUACUCAAGUAGGGGAACGAGGGCUCAAGCUAUCAGGUGGAGAAAAGCAGCGAGUGGCAAUUGCCAGAGCAAUGUUGAAGAACCCACCAAUUAUUUUGUAUGAUGAAGCCACUUCUUCCUUGGACUCCAUUACUGAGGAGAAUAUUCUCGGCUCGAUGCGUGAUAUGAUAAGACACAGGACCUCUGUGUUCAUCGCUCACAGGUUGUCCACCAUUGUUGAUGCAGAUGAAAUUGUAGUGCUGGAAAAGGGUAAAGUGGCAGAGAGAGGGACACAUUUUGGACUUUUGGCAAACCCUAGUAGCCUUUAUUCUGAACUGUGGCACACACAGAGUAACAGGGUCUUAAACAGUCAGAGCAAUCAGAAGUCUGCGAAAAGUAGCCAAGAAAUGUCCAAAGAGGAGGAACGAAAGAAGCUGCAGGAGGAGAUAAUUAACAGCGUUAAAGGAUGUGGCAACUGUUCCUGCUGAUGAAAUGGACAGCCUAAACUGGAAACGGAGCUUCAUCUGCCCUCAAUAUUAUUUCCCCCCUCAUCUCUUCACUUUUAGGAACAAAUCUUUUUUUUUUUUUCCCCUUUUUUUCUUCUUCCCAUAAUUUUUUUUUUAUUUGUGUGUAAAUAUAUAUCUGCCUGAUUUCUUCAUAGUGUAACAAAUUCUUCCUGAAAUAUUUGAAAUAUAUUUUCUUACAAAGAUUGUCUCCAGUAGUGACAUUGGGCAAAACCUUGCUGAUUUUACAAUUGUUAUUUUCUCCAUCACUAUUGUCAGUUUCUCUACAACUGGUCCAGCAAUUUAACGUCUGAAAAAUGGUUGCUAAUGUACAGUGAUUAGCUUUGAUAAUAGUAAAGAGGUUUUAUAAAAUACUUUAACUGAUACUUUUAUUGUUUGGUUUGUUGACUGUGUGCUGCUCACAGACUUUUUUAGGAAAUUUAAUAAAAUUAGAAUCAUGUUUUCUAGGGCAGCGCGUUGGCUAGUUAUUUAUUUCGUUUAGAUCCCACUAAGAACACUGUAUGGUAUUUGCAUGCACUUCCUAUAUUUGCAUGCGUUUCAUUCGAGUAAUCCAGUUCCUUACAACUUAAUAAACAUAUAGCAUCAGAUUUAUUGACAUGAGAUCAGUUUUGCCCUAGAGCAUAAUCAUCUGUGGUAGGGUCAGUUGCCAAUAAGCCCCCUCAGGGAUAGGAAAGAAGGUAAAUAUUUACGACUACUCUGUAAAAGUUUACAAGUCAUUAUAAAUAGACAUUUUCAAAACCAUUUCCCUCAAACGAUUUCAUGAUCAGUUUAAUAUAGCUGGAUUCAAAGCACCUAUUAUAUUUAUUUUUUAGGUCUGGUUACAAAUAUACUUGAAGCAUAUCAGUUAUUUGCAUAAGAAUGUACCCUCUACCUCUUGGUCUUUUCCACAUUUGUAUUUUUACAAGAUGGAACUAAAACAAUUUUAACUGGGAUUUUUACUAUUUGAUUUACACAACAUUUCUAAAACUUUGAAGGUGUGAAUGCUGUUUGGCUUGAUGCCAAAUUAAAUUCACAUAUAAAGAUAUGCAGUCAGAGAGAAUUGGCACAAGUAGCCUCCAUUUUCACAGUCUAUUCUUCACUUUCUUGCUACAGUUGCACAUGGUAUCUAAAUAGUCAUAUCCGAAAGGCUGCAGAGUUAAGUCAGCCAUACAUGGAUCAAAACUUGUCCGGUCCCUGCUAAAACGGUCAAAUUUCAAUCAAUAUAUGGGCACCAAUUGACUUGUGUACAAUCAGCCUGUCCGGUUUUUCCUGAAAAAUUGGUGCCGCCAGCUAUAGCUGGCAAUACUAAUCAUUGUAUUCUGCCGGCAGGGAAGGCUCCAACUUGUAAAGAGCGUAAAAGACAAGACUUUCAUUAGGCUUUAAUGGUUUAAAAAGAAAAUAGAUUUCUACUAAUCUUGCCUAUUCUUCUUUGAAAUACUGUAUUACUCUGUAUCUGUGAGUUUUGAUGGGGGCUGUUGGUGGAAAGGAAUAAUUAGAGCUUGACACAGAUUCUGAAUUGGACUGAGGUCUAUGGUAUUUCCUACUGGAAGGUGAACCUCCACCCCAGUCUUGUGGUUUUCUCCAAAAUUGGCCUUUAAGUGGCUUGAACCUUCUUGCCUUCAAUCGUAGAUGAAAGCAUCCUCACGACAACAUGCCACCAUGGCCUCCUCUAGGCAGAUUUGUGGCUGUGCCAUAUUUUUACAUUUUUUUUAACGAUGGGUUUAAUGGUGCUUCUUGGGGUGUUCAGUAUUUGGGAUUUUUUUUACAGUAUACAACCAGUUAGUGAAUCUCCAGAGCUUUAUUCUGUCUAUAUGUUGGCGCUUGUUAAGAUAUUUUCUCCAGCAAGCUAUAGAAAAAAUGUUUACUUGGUUUCAUUUGCACACACAUGAACUCUCUUUAGCAAAUGACAUGACUUCUAUAGGUUCAUAGCUUGGGUAAAAUGUUUUUUUAUCCCUUUUAAUAUAUUUUGUAGAUUAGUCACAAAAACGCAAUAAAUCUCUUUUCUAGCCCGUAACACUGUGUGGGCAAAGUAAUGGAAGAAACAAAUUGGUCACUCUACUCUAAUCAGGAUUCUAUAAUAUCAAUAUUAGAACUGGCCAUUUAUCAUAUACAACAUUUAUAUGUGUUUCCAUGUUUGUAGUGGGAAAUGUAAGGCCUUCUUGUACAGUUGUGCCCAGGUUUUCAUACCCCCUGGCAAAAUUUGUAAGAUGUGGAUAAUUUUUUUUAAAAAAAAACAUGAGUGUUCAGAUCAAA